AAAGAGAUCUAAAUACCAAUAAAAGAUAAAAAAAAAAGAGAAAAUUGAAACAAAAUACUCAAAUUUCUCUCCCCGUGAAAAUCCAUCCAUUUCUCUCUCUCUAAAAGUCUGCAAAAUUUCGCAGAGACGAAGAGAGAGAGAGAGAGAGAGAGAGAGAGAGAGCUUUUCUUUUUCCCGUUAAUGGCGGUUACUCAGUUUCGCGGCGGCCAUUGAAAACGGAAAAUCAAUUGGUGUGGAAAAAUCCUUGGACUGGAUUACAUUUUACUGGAUCUAGAAUUCUGAAGGAAAAGCAAGAAUAAAAGUUAUUAAAUGUAGAAUAGAGUAGUUGUUAUUGAAAAACUUGAUUAUUCUGUAACUUCUCAGGUGAAAUUAUAGAUUUUCAUCGGACAAAUUAAAUCACUCAAAAUUCAGCGACCAAGUUCAGGGGGUGAUUUGCCCCAAACUGGGGAGUAUAACUCUUUUCCUGUUGCUCGGAGGGUGAAUUCUGCCAGCGCCAUGAUGAUGGGAGAUGACGUUGAGAAUGGUAAUUUGGGGCUUUAUCAAGAUAGGCCAAGGACUUUUCCUAACAUGCGUAGUAAACCUUAUACCCCCUUGAUUUUUCGAGUUCUCAUGGGAAUAAAUGUUCGUGUUCUUGUUAUACUUCUCCUUUUGGGCUUGGGAUUUGUCUUUUACGUUGGAGCAAGUACUUCUCCAAUCAUUGUUUUUGUCUUCUCUGUUUGCAUCAUCAGCUUCCUUUUGUCAAUAUAUCUUACAAAGUGGGUGCUUUCAAAGGAUGAAGGGCCUCCAGAGAUGUCUCAGAUAUCAGAUGCCAUACGUGAUGGAGCAGAAGGAUUCUUCAGGACUCAGUAUGGUACUAUCUCCAAGAUGGCAUUGUUGCUAGCGCUAGUGAUUCUCAGCAUUUAUUUGUUUCGUAGUACAACUCCUCAACAAGAAUCUUCAGGCCUAGGAAGGGCAACAUCUGCAUAUAUCACUGUUGCUGCAUUUCUUCUGGGAGCUCUAUGUUCAGGUGUUGCUGGUUAUGUUGGGAUGUGGGUAUCAGUUCGUGCAAAUGUCCGAGUCUCCAGUGCGGCAAGACGGUCUGCAAGAGAGGCAUUGCAGGUAGCUGUCCGUGCUGGUGGUUUCUCUGCCUUGGUGGUGGUUGGUAUGGCUGUGAUCGGUAUAGCCAUCCUUUAUUCAACAUUUUAUGUGUGGUUGGGGGUGGAUUCACCUGGUUCAAUGAAGGUUACAGAUUUGCCUCUUCUUCUUGUGGGAUAUGGUUUUGGAGCUUCAUUCGUUGCCCUGUUUGCUCAGUUGGGUGGUGGAAUAUAUACAAAAGCAGCUGAUGUCGGGGCAGAUCUUGUUGGAAAAGUAGAACAGGGGAUACCUGAAGAUGAUCCUAGAAACCCGGCUGUAAUUGCAGAUUUGGUUGGAGAUAAUGUUGGUGAUUGUGCUGCUCGAGGUGCAGAUCUUUUCGAAAGCAUCGCAGCAGAGAUAAUUAGUGCUAUGAUACUUGGUGGAACAAUGGCUCAGCGCUGUAAAAUUGAAGAUCCAUCUGGCUUUAUCCUGUUUCCCCUUGUUGUGCACUCAUUUGACCUGGUGGUGUCAUCAGUUGGAAUACUUUCGAUUCGGGGUACACGUGACUCCAGUGUGAAAACUCCUAUAGAGGAUCCGAUGACAAUUCUUCAGAAAGGAUACUCUGUUACAAUAGUUUUGGCUGUUCUGACAUUUGCUGGGUCUACACGGUGGCUGCUUUAUACUGAUCAAGCACCUUCUGCGUGGUUGAACUUUGCAUUGUGUGGGUUGGUUGGUAUCAUCACGGCAUAUGUUUUUGUCUGGAUAACCAAAUAUUACACUGACUACAAGCAUGAGCCUGUGCGCACGUUAGCUCUUUCUAGCUCAACAGGACAUGGUACUAACAUUAUUGCUGGAGUCAGUUUGGGCCUGGAAUCAACAGCUCUUCCUGUUCUUGUGAUAAGCAUAUCUAUUAUUUCUGCUUUUUGGCUGGGUCACACCUCGGGACUGGUGGAUGAAGCAGGAAGUCCAACUGGUGGGUUGUUUGGCACAGCUGUAGCAACAAUGGGAAUGCUCAGCACUGCUGCCUAUAUUCUGACCAUGGAUAUGUUUGGCCCAAUAGCUGAUAAUGCUGGUGGCAUCGUAGAGAUGAGUCAGCAGCCAGAGAGCGUGCGAGAGAUCACUGAUGUUCUUGAUGCUGUUGGGAACACCACAAAGGCUACCACCAAAGGUUUUGCCAUUGGAUCUGCAGCACUUGCUUCUUUUCUUCUGUUUAGUGCAUAUAUGGAUGAGGUUGCAUCUUUUGCUCAUGAAUCUUUUAAACAGGUUGAUAUUGCCAUUCCUGAGGUUUUCAUUGGUGGAUUGUUGGGCUCCAUGCUCAUAUUCUUAUUUAGUGCAUGGGCCUGUGCUGCAGUUGGCCGAACUGCUCAGGAGGUUGUUAAGGAAGUAAGAAGACAAUUUAUUGAGAGGCCUGGUAUCAUGGACUACAAGGAGAAACCAGACUAUGGUCGCUGUGUUGCUAUUGUGGCAUCUGCAUCUUUGAGGGAGAUGAUAAAACCUGGUGCUUUGGCUAUAGUAUCACCAAUUGUAGUUGGUUUUCUAUUCCGUGUUUUGGGACAUUAUACUGGACAUCCUCUACUUGGAGCAAAAGUCGUAGCUGCUCUGCUGAUGUUUGCGACAGUUUCUGGUAUUUUAAUGGCUCUCUUUCUUAACACAGCUGGUGGUGCAUGGGAUAAUGCGAAGAAGUUUAUUGAGACAGGAGCUCUUGGUGGCAAAGGCAGUGAUUCUCAUAAAGCAGCAGUUACUGGAGAUACGUAAGUUAUUUUUUCCUUUUCCUUUUCUUUCUU
Theobroma umbraticum is the source of this 2837-nucleotide messenger RNA. Its product is annotated as pyrophosphate-energized membrane proton pump 3. Gene Ontology annotation, cellular component: membrane. Lineage: Eukaryota; Viridiplantae; Streptophyta; Magnoliopsida; Malvales; Malvaceae. Gene Ontology annotation, biological process: proton transmembrane transport. The record is from RefSeq and is a predicted model, not a curated record. Gene Ontology annotation, molecular function: diphosphate hydrolysis-driven proton transmembrane transporter activity; inorganic diphosphate phosphatase activity.